AUGACUUUCGAAAGUAAUGAGGAAAGUGAGAGCAUUGAAGAGGGUAAAAAACGAUUUGAAAACAUUAAGCAACAUAUUGAAAAGUUGCGACAAAUUGUUGAUGAACAGUGUGAUGCAGAAAAUUACAGAUGGAUAAAGAACGUAGAAAAGUGUUUUGAUGAAACUC
Paraglomus occultum is the source of this 166-nucleotide messenger RNA. The record is from the annotation of a GenBank genome assembly. Lineage: Eukaryota; Fungi; Glomeromycota; Glomeromycetes; Paraglomerales; Paraglomeraceae.